Rhinolophus ferrumequinum (greater horseshoe bat) is the source of this 1318-nucleotide messenger RNA. RefSeq names its product SAC3 domain containing 1 (gene SAC3D1). Gene Ontology annotation, biological process: centrosome duplication; spindle assembly. Gene Ontology annotation, cellular component: nucleus; centrosome; spindle. The record is from RefSeq and is a predicted model, not a curated record. The transcript is spliced from 3 exons. Bases 139 to 1218 code for a protein of 359 amino acids. Lineage: Eukaryota; Metazoa; Chordata; Mammalia; Chiroptera; Rhinolophidae.
CAAACCGGUGCAUCAUGGGAGUAGCCUGGGCUGUGCGCGGAGCAUUGUGGGGGACGUUAACCGCUACUGAACGCGCUGAACAGGGAGCGGCGCUGAGCAGCUUGAGGCUUUUUGGGAGUUAACGGGACUCGCCCACCCAUGCCCGACUACGAGCUUCCCGUGGGCACGUGCUGGGAGAUGUGCCCGGCCGCCGAGCGCGUCCGGCGCGAAAAGGAGUGCCGCCUGCACCGCUUCGAGGUGGCGCCGGGGCUCCGCGGGGACCGGCCUCGCGCGGAUCCGCAGCGCGCCGUGAAGGAGUACAGCCGGCCGGCCGCCGGCAAGGCCCAGCCCUCACCGAGCCAGCUGCGUCCGCCGUCCGUACUGCUGGCCACUGUGCGCUACCUGGCCAGCGAGGUGGCCGAGCGCGCCGACGCAUCCCGCACCGAGGUGGCCACUUUCGUGGCUGACCGGUUGCGCGCCGUGCGGCUGGACCUGGCCCUGCAGCGCGCGGGUGACUCCGAGGCGGCGGUGGUGCUGGAGGCGGCGCUGGCUGUACUGCUGGCCGUGGUGGCGCGGCUCGGGUCCGAUGCAGCUCGCGGGCCAGCGGACCCGGUGCUGUUGCAGGCCCAGGUGCAGGAGGGCUUCGGUUCGCUGCGGCGCUGCUACGCGCAGGGCCCCGGGCCCCACCCCCGCCAGUCCGCCUUCCAGAGCCUAUUUCUGCUCUAUAACCUGGGCUCGGUGGAGGCCCUUCAUGAGGUUCUGCAGCUGCCCGCUGCCCUGCGUUCCUGCCCAGCCGUGCGCACCGCCCUGUCUGUGGAUGCCGCCUUCCGCGAAGGCAAUACUGCCCGCCUGUUCCGCCUGCUGCGGACCCUGCCCUUCCUGCAGAGCUGUGCUGUGCAAUGCCACGUGGGCCAUGCCCGCCGCAGAGCCUUGGCGCGCCUCUCUCGUGCCCUAAGCACCCCCAAGGGCCAGACCCUACCCCUGGGCUUCAUGGUCCACUUAUUGGCCCUGGAUGGGCCGGAGGAGGCACGGGACCUGUGCCAGGCCCAUGGACUGCCCUUGGAUGGACAGGAGAGAGUUGUGUUCCUGAGGGGCCGCUACAUCGAGAAGGGGCUACCACCUGCCGGGACCUGCGAAGUGUUGGUAGGGAGCAAACUUGGAGGGCGCACCCUGGAGGAGGUGGUCAUGGCAGAGGAGGAGGAGGAGGAGGGUGGGGACAGAUCCAAAUCCUGGGCUUGACGGGGAGCUGUGCAGUACCCCAGAGCCCGGGACUGGAUCUGAGCACUCAGGUUUCUUUUUUCCGUGAUUCCCACACAAUAAAAGGAACUUGUAGGGACAA